CUUUGAAAGAUUUGACCGGAAAAUACAUUCGCUGUCACCAUGUUGAAAUGACUUCACUCUACGAACACCUGAUCGAGAGACAAGACAGAUAAUAAACAAGUAUUAGGAAGGAUCAUUUUUCACAAACCUGAGUGAAUCUUCCGAGGCUCGCUACCAUCCCUGCAGUCCCUAUGCUAUAUGAGGCAUGGCAGAGAGACAGGACAAUGAGGUGGAGGAGGCUGACCAGAUCUACCUGCUGAUGAAGGAGGAAUAUCGGAUCUCGAGAAAUGUGCGUCUAGCCUGGUUCCUUGGCAAACUUAACCAGGUCGUCUGGCCAGCCUCAAAGCCUGAACUGCUAAACUCGGAGAAUGAAUUGGACUUGCUGAGCAUCUUACCUAAAGGAUGGCAGCCAGAUUUCUUCCCCACCAUGUACCCCUGCAUGCUGAUGCCAUCCACUCGGGCCACCUUCCUAGCCCGGAGGUACCGCUUUAUCAUCGAGCUGGACCUCAGCCCCUCGACAGGGAUUGUGGAUGACAGCACAGGAGAGAUGAUCUUUGACGAGGUUUUUCAUGCCUUGUCCAGAUGUCUGGCUGGUCUGGCUCAACCAUUUCAAGUCCCUGGAACCGAUCAAUUUUUCGAGCCAAAAAUCUUUGUCACCAUCUUGGCGUAUUCAUCAAUCAUUGGCCUUACCUCCCAUCAGGUUUUGAUACAGGGCUGUCAGCUUGAUAGAAUUGACCUUGACGAGUUCCUGCAUCACAUCUAUCAGCAACUCAGAGCAGUGGAGAGCAACAUUGCGCAAGUCCUACAUCAACAGCAUGAACAGGCUGUGGAGCCAAUCCAAUGUCUCCAUAACAACACCUUGGAUGACCAGCCCCACAGAAAGCAGGGCAUUUCCAUGGUGUCAGCUGAUAUGAGUCUGGUCAGCAUGGUACGACAAGGCAUCUUGGCCCUUCAGCUUCUGCCCCCAAACUCCAGUUCAGGUAUCAUUAUAAUCACAGAUGGAGUAACUAGUGUUCCUGAUGUUGCUGUGUGUGAGACCCUCCUGAACCAGCUAAGGAGUGGAACCAUUGCCUGCUCCUUCGUGCAGGUUGGUGGUGCAUACUCCUACGACUGCAGCUUUGGCUACAUCCCCAAUGUAGAGCUGAUGAAGUUCAUCUCAUUGGCCACCUUUGGUUCAUACCUACCCACCUGUCCUGAGGUGGACCUGAAUAGCCAGGAGAUGAAUGCCUACCACAAGGCCUUCUUAACGUACUCCUUCCUUAAGACCCCAGAGUCUAUGAACUCAGAGUAUUUCUGUGUCUCCCAGCACAAACUGUUCAAUGAGCACCUUGUGUCAGCCAGUGGUAACCCUGCUCUGGUCAUGAGGAGGAAGAAGCACACAGAGAAGGAAGUCCAUGCUCAUUUAAUCAGUGUGGUGUCCGUGCGACUGAGAGAGGGCUACACCAUUAGAGAAAUCACCCUAACAAAAGGUGGGACUCAGCUGGAGGUGAAGCUGGUGCUGUUAUGGAAACACAAUAUGCAUAUAGAGUACUUGGCAGCCGCCUCUUGGCCAUUGGACCCUACUAAGAGAACCACCCGUGUGGAGGUGACGAUGGAGGGAAGCUAUGACAUCCUGCAUGACAUCAGCUGCACCCAGAGGAAACCCAUCACCAGCCCAUACCGUACCUCUGUCAUCCGACGCUUCUGGAACACACUGCAGAGCAUCAACCAAACUGAUCAGAUGUUGGUGCACCUGCAGUCGUUUAACUCAAUUCCUGAGAACUACAUGAUUCCUGAGAGCACCAAAAACGGAGUUCCUCUGUUUUACAUCCCACCUGGCUCUACUACUCCGGUCCUGUCACUGCAGCACAGUGGAUCCAAAGACUCCUCUCAGUCCCAGUUUGCUUCCUAUUGGAAGCCCAUCCUUUCUAUGGAUGCCAAUUUCUGGCAAAGAUGGCUGCACAUGCAUCGCAUUACUAUCAUCCUUGAACAUGACAUGCCUGUCCCCAAACACCUGCACACAGCUGGAAACAAUGGGCGAUACAGCACCAUUCAGUGUCGUAUCUCCCACUCCGCUCUCACAUCACUGCUUAGGGACUGGAGCAGCUUUGUGCUGGUGGAGGGGUACUCGUAUGUUAAACUGAUAUACAGUUCCUCUGACCAGCCUCCCACAUCGUUCUACCUUGUCCGUCUCAUCUCCAAGACGCCUUGCAUGGUGCUGCGGCUGGGCUUCCCCAUUGGUACACCAGCCCAUGUUAGGAACAAGAUUGUAGAUGAGCUGCGAGAGCAGAUCCUCAAACUGCGCUUUCCUCAUCGUGUUCAGAACAAAGAGGCGACCCCCAAAACCAAGAGGAAAGUUGUUGGCAAUCCAUCACCAUCCAAAUCUCCCUCCAUCCCCUCUCCCAAACCUGCACUGUCAGACAGACCCUGUGUGGUGGUGCUCAAUAAGCCUCUGGAGAAGCUUCUCAUAAGGUACGAGAAGCUGCCGUUAGACUUCAGGACUCCCUUCAUUUUCAACAUGGAGAACUUUCCUCAGCCCUCCAACAAUGCUGUCCCCCUUAGCAUGGCAGCCAACCGGACAGCUUCCUCCACCCUGGCCUCUUUGUCCCGUUACUUCCUGCACCAGCGCUGGGUGUGGGCUGUGCAGAGCAGCCAAGGAUCAGCUGUGGCCAUGCAGGCUGUUGCUCACAUCCUGUCAAUGCUCUCCGAGAUUCGCAUAUCAGAGGGAUUUCACUUUGCUGCCAGUGGAGAGGGGAUUGUUAAUAUGGUGAUCGAGCUGCCGAUGAAGGGCAUGUCAGGGGACACAGAUCGAGAGAAACACUCCUGUAUUGUUCAGUACAUCCUGUUUCCACCUCACUCUACUUCUACUAAGGACAGCUUCUCCACUGAUGAUGACAACGACACCGAGGUGGAGGCUGUAGAUGCGGACAUAGAGCUGAACCUUGUGACUGAGUGCUGGGUAGAACCACAGAGCGGCACAGUGAUGAACUGCAUGGACCAGCAUCGCCACUUCCAGGGCCUGACGUACCAAGAGAUCCCUCAAGCAAUCUUCCCAAGGGAUCUGGCUUGUAUGUCAACCAUGAUGACCUUUGAGUAUUUGAGCCAACUAUGCCAGAAUAAGGAGCAGGUCUGCUCACUGCCAGCUGGGCUCAAGGAUGUGAGAGGAGAUGCCCUGGCCUCUGAGGACAGCAUUUCCAUGAUUCCCUUCCAGUUUGACCUCAUUCAGCUGCUUCCAAAAUGCCAGCAGGUUGAGCUCUUCUUCCUCACAUUCAGUACAGGAGUGGGAAAUGAGGAGCAGGUUCACAACUCCUCCUGUCUGCCCAACGAGCUUCUGCUCAGCCUCUUCCACAACAGCCUGGAGCAUGAGCUCAGUGACAGAGAAAUCCCAUUAGCUGAUGGUGACCACCUCGCCUUCAUGCACCAGAUCUUAAAGCGAGAACGAGAAGGCCAUGUCGCUCCUUUCUCCUUACCUGUGAUAAAAGAGGAGUAUGUUAAGCCCCCAGACAGACAGGACACUGUAAUGUCAUUCCACACUACCGGCAGCAGCAAAGAGGUGAUGGGAUCCACCAGCACUUUACAGAGUUUCAGUAAUGCAGACCUUGUGGAUGAAGAGUCUUUGCUGGGGGAGAGGAGCUGCUCUACUCCACAGUGGAGGUGCUACAUCAAGUACAUCAGCUCCCAGCAGAUCCUCCUCACCUUCCUACCUGCUUCCUUCAGAGAUGUUCUGAUGCUGAUGUCAUCAGGGCUGGAGACAGAGCCUCAGAGUCAUGUCAGCACACAGGAGGAUGACACUUUGACUCCCAGCAACACAUCUCAAGCUGACUUCCUGUCUGGCUCAACCAGUGGGCUCGACCGGUCUGAGUCUGGCCUUAGUCAGGCCAGGAAACUGCGGAGGAGUUCCAGCAGUGGACACUUUACUGCCAGAUCCCCUGUGCUCUCAACAUGGUCCGAGGGCCAGACUGGGCCCGCUGACUUCCUGGACCAGGACAGCUGGGACAGCAAAGUGUCUGAGACAGAGAUUGGGACCCCAGGCUCAGAUCUGGGAGAAAAAGAGGGGGUCCAAUUCUCUGAACCACAGAAGGCAGAUUUCCACAUCAGUUUCAGCAGGGACAUUUCUCAGCCCAGUGCCAGUGACAGCAGCCAAUUAAAGUGUCCAGUCUACGUCUACAGCUGCUCUCUGGAGCAACUCAAGGAGCAACUGGUACACCCCACCCCUAGUCGCCAACCGAGGGACAUCUUCCUCAGGUCAUUAUCUCAGGAACGCAGCAGUCCAUCCCCUUUGACUGAUCUCCUGACUCAGCCUCACAAACACACCGAGUUGGCUAGCUACUGCAGCCUGCUGCAUGAGCACUACCACCAGUGCUAUGUCAAAGGUGUAUACCGCAGUCUGCAGCAGUCCUACAGCAUCAGCUCCCAGGAUGUCCUGAUGGCCAUGGACUACUGUGAAGAAUCCCUGCAGGAGAUCGAUGUCACCUCGUUUUUACGCACCCUCUGUGGACACAUCAGGGUCUUCUGGGAGCAUGGUGAGGCUCCAGGAUUGGGAGGGAAUCCAAAACCUUCCAGAAGCCCUGCCACCUUUCACAUUGGAGAGGUUGAGGACGAUCAACUAGAUGAGAGGGCUGCCAUGGCCUCAUCAUCCAGUAUCGAAAUGGAGGAUGUUAGUGAAGCUGAAUCUAGAGGCAAGUCCUCUACAUCUCCUCUGGUCCUGGAUGAGUACAAGACACGCAAGAUCCCAGAUUUCUCUAUGACACUGCUUCAGACACAGCCCAAAUGUGAAGUGUAUCCUGAUCUGCACAAAAUAAUCCAGGAUAAAUUCAUGGAAAUCGUGUCACAAUACUUCAAAACUGUGCCCUCCAAUCCACACUACUUUUUCUACUGUCCAUCCUCAUCCAAGAUAGAGGAGGACUCAGAGGAUGGGGAUGUAGGGAGGAGACCCAGUGAGGAGCUGGUGUCAGAAGCUGAGCCAGCCACUGAUGACGAAAACGUGUUGGGUUGCUGCAUCAUGAUGGAGUGCGACACAGAUUUAGUGGUGGAAUAUGAGGAGCAGGCAGGCACCAGCUUUCACACAGAGGGUGAAGAUCAGUCCCUGUCUGAUUCCAACACGGUCAAUCAGGACCAGGACUCCUUCAGCAUCCUGGACGGAGACUCCCUGCUAGAGUCUGAGGGGCCACAGCUGGACAUGCCACCACUCUUUGUUCAUGUCACGUGUUCUGUCAAUAUGAAAAGCUGCCAUGGUUCCAUGCCCAUACAAACACUUCCUACCUGUCUCGGUGAGAUCAUUUCCUGCCUGGAGAAUGCUGAGGCCUUACAAUCAGUUGAUUUGAAUGAGCUCUCAGUCACAUUAGAUAUUUUUGUUCUGACACUACCUCUGGAGAUUGAAGUCAUGGCUAAUUUCCAUCAUAACAGGUACACCUCAGAGAGCAGUGUGUCCCUGAAUCGUUCACCUGGUCAGCCCUCCUCCUAUCGCUCUGAUGAGGAGCUUAUUGCAGUGUUGGACAGUCUGAGGGGAACCGGUGUUGAUGGGGUCUCUGGUGAUCCUUUAUCCAAACUGCCAGAUCUUCAAAGGUUAGCAGUUCUGGCUACAGUGGAUAAGAUCCGCUGGCUGCUGGAGGAUGAGAUUGUUUCUGCUCUGCGUCACUCUCGGGUCAUCAGCUUGGCCACACUGCAGAAAGUAGCAGAGCAUGUUUUGCACUCUACUGGUCAACCGCACUGUCACUGUGAAGAUGUCCCGCUGCAGUUUGUCUUUGGGCCUGAGCAGUCUCUGGAAAAAUUUAAAGAGGAGUUUCGCAGGAUAUCAUUCUCUGGCUACGUGUUGAAUGGAGAGCAGGACGGUUUCUACUACAUGUCCCUGAGCAGACUGCACCCUCAGAGAUUCCAUGCCACCAAGAGGCUGUCUGAGAGCACCACAGACCCCCCACCACACACUGACCCCUGCAUUGCUGGACCACAGGUGGAGGAGCUGAUGGUGGAGAGUAAAGCAGAUGCUCAGGCAGCAGAGGCAGACAGCGAGAUUGAAGACAAGAUGUCCAUCCUCGUUGCCAGGGACCCAGCUGCAGAAACCAGUGAGCCAAUCAGUGUCUUGAAGCCAGAGGCACACGAUGCUGUGUCUCAGAGUUCAGUUAGCGUGAUGGAGGUCAGAGUUCAGCCCAGUACAAGCCAACUGCAGCAUGAAGAGCCCACCUCACACCCCAAGACACUAUCUAGUGUCAGUCUGGCUGAAUCCUUGCAGUCAGCAUCUCACAGCUGUGGCAAACCCAGGCCGAGUCGAGUUCAGAGUGUCGUCUCCAGCCAGGGCAGUCUGGACUCAGACAUGCAGGGUUAUGAUGGCGGCAGCAGUGACUCUGAGUGUGAAAGCCCCACCUUGGAUGAACAGGAGUGUCAGUCUGCAUUGAUGCCCGACUUCUGGCUGAUUGUUAAGAUUUACCAGGACAGAGUGAAGGUCUACUCCCAUUCCAGGUGCUUCACAGAAGGAAAAGAGGUCAGUGCUGAGGAGUUGGAAAGGAAGGAAGAUCAGAAGCUGUCUGAACACUUACAACUGCAUCAGAUGGUGGUCAGGAAGAUCAGUGAAAUCUGCAGAAUAGUCAAUCAGCGUAUGCUGCUGCAGGACCUACAUGACAGCCAUGUUUGUAAUUCUCUGCUGGUGGCUGAGAGUGAAGAAGACAUCUGGAAGAAUGAGUCUCUCUACAGGCAGAGGCUCAACACCUCUGAUGAUUACAACACAGAAGAGAGCUACCAGGCCAGAGAUUACCUGGCAGCCACCAUGCAGUUUGUCCCUGGACAUUUUGCCUGUGAUGUGGUUUGGAGCACAAUAAUCCACAUUCAUCCACGCCUCAAGAUGGGACCCAACAUGGGGGUCGCCAGGGCGAUCCAGGCCCUGCGCUCUGUGCUGAACUCUUUCUGUGUGGUCAACCGAAAGAACAUGUUUGUAUACCAGGAGCGUACCACAAAGUCAGUCUUCUACCUCAGACUCUGUGAAACGUCGCUAACAGGGAAAUACUCUGACAUGGAUGGAAAUCUACAGAUGAUUCGCUCCACUGGGCUUGCCAGGAGUCAAGAGCCUUUGUUUUCCGAUGACCUUAUGGGCUCCAGGUCUUCUCUGGAUAGCUCUCGGCCAGUUGGACAAGUAGACAAGCACAUCCUGCUGCUGGUGCAUGGAAUAGGAAAUGCAGGUCCAGAGAUCACAGAUGAGCUGGUCAAGGUACUGCGGAAACGCCUGGAUGAGACCACCUUGGACAUCAUCACUGUCAUGCUCGUCAGGAACUGCAAGCUGACACCAGCUGAUGUAGAGUUCAUCCAGCCAUCAGGAUCUCCUGCCACUGAGGUGAUGAACUUCAGCCUCCCUCCGUAUUGUCUUUCCUGGCUACCCGCUGUGGCUCACUACCUCAGACAGAACCUCCUCAUCUUCCUGCAUGUACCAAAGUACACAGACAGCAACACAGCACACCACUUCAAGCACCGCUUUCAUUUGAACAGUGACUUGGCUGAUGGUGAUAUCUACCUCUACAAUAAACCUGGAGGCCAGGGCACAGGAGGCAAAGGUAUUGCCUGCAUUGCCCUCUCAUUUGUGAACAGCCAGGGUCAUCCCCUCCAGGUUCCAGCUCAGGACUGCACCAGACUGCAGAGAUCAGAGAACCACAACAUCCCCCUUCAUCAAAACCAAUUUAAUGAGCUUACCACUGUUGGUAAAGUGUUCUCCACCAAUGUGCGCUCAGGCACAGAGCCACAACUCUAUGUGCAGUUUGACAUCUGGGAACAAGGCAACGUCAGCCCCUUACAGCUGAGUGAUAAACUGCAGGGCGCACUGCGCCAUGCACUCUGUGAUGUCGUCAUGGAGCUAAAAGUCUUGCCCAAUCCUCUUUGUGUGGGGUUGCUGUACCCAGCAACCAAAGCUCAGAGAGAGGAGGUUAAAGGACUGUGGAUUCCUUUGCCUGAGGUGAAAGAAGUGAAGGACUGCCCCAGGCAGCGCAGUGGCUCGCGGGUCUUUAAAACUAGCCCUUCGCCCAUUAGCUUGACUCAAGCUGUCGGGAGCACCCCCGUGACAGGGACCAGUACACCAGAGUCCACCACACCCACCAGCAAGAGCACCCGUCGCAGCUUCUGGGACAUACUGAGUAAGCCAGAGACAUCAGAGCUUGGGAGCCCAAAGACAACUGAUGAUAUAGUGCAAGAAAAAGGAGAAGAGGGCCGAGCAGCACGACGAAGACACAAGACGGAGAAUGUAAAGCAGCAGUGGAGCCAGGAGAAAGCUAUGGCUGUGGAGCUUGAGCAAGCUCAGAGGAGGCAGGUGUCUCAGUUAGAGGAGGGAGAUGUGGGCACUCUUCACCCCAUCUACCAGGUUACCUGCGAGCCAUGGAUUACUUUCAUGGCUAAACUUGGCUGCCCCUCCAUUCAGCAGUGCACAGCUGAAAUUGCUUCGCACUUCCUUCUGCCUUCCAUCCUGUCAGAGAUUGUACAUUUGGUCACUUUUCUGGCCAGUGAUACGACAGUGAAGGUGUUUGAGAAGAAAAGCUGUCCCCCAUCUGGAGAGAUAUUUGUGCCAUUACCUCUUGUCCAGAACCUGAGCCAGCCUCCAGGCACUACAAGGAGCUUCAUUCUCAUUGGACGCAACUUUCAUCAGUGGCACUGUAGCACAGAGCAAGAGGACAGUUCAGAUGAGGAAAACACCCCAGUGCUAUAUAGGUUCACACCUCAUAAGGGCUUCCAGCGCUUUGAGGCUUUGGAGCAGAGCGAUUCAUUUAGUCCCAGCCAGGCGGGGGUAGGACUGGCUCCCCGCCAGAGGUUCCUCCUCAUCACUAUCCUGGACAAAAAGGUGACUUUAUAUAGCUAUAACUGGUCUGUGGACCUGGGUGCCUCUCUGAACCGUGAGCUGGUCCGCCUUGUCAAGUGGCAGAACGCAAGGGCUCAUGUUGUGCACUGCCUGCUCAACCAGAAAAUGGGCCUCUUCCAUCACUACUGCUUCUCUGAUGCACCCAUCCACGAAAUUGACUCCAAGCAGGAUCCCAACCCAUUCCUCAGCCCCUCCAUAGAGCCUGAUGCAUUACUGCGGAGCACAAUUCCUCCUUUGCCUAGUAAAGAGCAGGGCAGGCUGGUUACCUCUGGUCGGAGUCUUGCACCGCUUCACUUCCCCUCUGAACUACUUCCCUUUGAUGAGGCUCUGAGGGAUGUCUGCACCAUACGACCCUUGAUGGAGGGGGAUGUCGUGGCCCGGCAUGGCGGCCAGCUCUUGGACAUCAAAGCUGCGGAGCGGCGAGAACUGGAGAAACAGAUGAAGAUAGAAAACCUGUUUGUGACUUGGCAGCAGAGGUCAGCACAGUCCAACAUGCCCAUUUCAGGGACAGAUUUGGAGACCCUGAAGCAGUCAUCUAGGCUGGUCCACUACUGUGCCACCCCUCUUCUCUUUGACCCCAUCUUUCGCAAACAGAUUCAAGAGGAACAGGUCGUCCUUCCUCCAGUGAAGAAACGGCAUCGCUCCAGCGACUCCAACGCAUCAGGCCGGGACCGAAGCUACAGCACUGACUCAGCUGACAUGCUGCCCAGCAGACUGAAGGAAGAACCCUGGCUCCUUGAGAUCUCCAGCACCUUCCUCCAGCAGUACGUUCAGUAUCUGCAGAGCAUGGGUUUCAUUCUGGUCCAGGUCCGGCCUCAGUCUCCAGCUCGCAGCACUGCCCGGGCCCGUGCUGCUAUGCUGAGCUCGAUGUCAUCAGAAGGGAGGAUGUCUUUUUCUUAUGUAAAGCAGAAGAGUGAAGACAGCCCUAAGACUACAGCAUCUGGCACCACUGCAUAUCACCUCCAGAGGGCGUUACCAGGGGGGAUCGUAUUGAUGGAGCUGGCUUUUCAGGGAUGUUACUUCUGUGUGAAACAGUAUGCACUGGAGUGUUCCCGCAUUCCCAUGGGCCAGACAGUCAACUCCCAGUCCCACCUCAUGUCAUCUCUCCAUCAGGGCAGCCUCCUCUCCAAACUUCGUUGCAAGCCGUUCCCCGAUGCCACCCCAGUAUCUGACUGUGCGCUCUCUAUGCUCUUCACUGAGGAGUGUGAUAAGGUACGGGACCUGAUGCAUGUUCACUCCUUCAGCUACGACUUCCACCUGCGAGUGGUUCACCAGUACUUGGUUGGCUGCCACAUGACUCUUCGCCAGGGCUACCAGCUCACCGACUUCCUCGACGACUUCAUCUCCCAUCACCCAGACAUUCCCAAAUUUGGCCGUAACCAUGUCUUUCAAGGGAGCUUCUCCAUCUCCACAAGGAUGAUAACAGCUCAUCAAUUGUAUAACUACAUCACUGACCAUGCCAGCACCUACAACAUGAAGCCACUUCGCAUGUCCAAGUCUACAGUCACCACUGACAACAAGAAAGGGAUGCCUGAAAUGCAUGAAUAUGCUCUAGUGGCGCUGUGGAACAGUUCGGGCUCCUACAAGGAUUUGGAGGGCCUGCACCACCAUGAUGACUUUGAUGUGUCCCUGGUGGUGUGUCAUAAUGCUGCUCCAUUUGAGGAACAAUCAGACGGGGAGAGGCAUUUGCUGAGGUUGCGGUUUUAUGUGAUCAUGACCAGUCAGAGAGAGCUAUUCCCCCGCCUCACUGCCGACAUGCGGCGUUUCAAGAAACUUCCUCAGAUCCACCGUGACCCUGGUGAAGUGGGAGGCUGGCUCCCCUCAGAUCGAGCAGAGGCCUGUGGGUCACGUAAUGCUGAGCAGGAACUCUGGGAGGAAACUGCAUCUGGAGUUGCAGCAGCCUUGGCCCCUAGUGAUGGCAAUGAGUUUUACCCUCUGGCAGGGGGUGGACCAGAGGCUCAGGGGCUACUUUAUAGCUCUCCUCUGUUCCCUUUGCUCAACAACGAGGUUGCAUCAGCCUGCAGACAGAUCCAGGCCAGUGUGGAGCAGGCGAUGGGCCACUGUCGCAGAGAUAAUCUGUGGAGGAGGCUGUUUCAUGGAGAGCAUCUUGCCCUUGACAAAUUGAAGCUGACCAAGCUGUCAUUCAGCGAGCUGGAGGAGCUGCUGGAGGCUGUACAGAGCCGCUCGGUGGGGGAGAUUGACCCACAGCUGGACUGUUUCCUCACCUUGAGUCCAGCCUGGUAUCAGAGUCUGAUCAAAGUCCUACUGAACCGCUUCCCUCAGAGCUGCAGACACUUUGAUGAUAACGCAAUCCAAUAUCUGGCUGUUCUGAACCAGAAGUUCACCGACUGCUUUGUUUUAGUCUUUCUGGACAGUCAAGCUGGAAAAACAAGUCUAAAGGUUGUGUUUCGGGAACCAUUGCCAUCACAGCCUCAGGCCAGUAGCAGCCCUCAUCCUCAGCUGGUGUCCAUGUAUCAUCACCUUGAGUCUGUCAUCAACACUGCCUGCUAUAACCUCUGGACAGGACUGUUAUAGAGCUGAUCAGUGCUGGACUUACUUCAACUUAUGUCAUUGUGAACACUCUUGACACAUGAAAAAAGAAAGCAACAGUUGAAGAAAUCUAAGUUUUUUGAGGGAAUUCACGUGAGGAAAAUCCUCUUGCUUAUAUACUCUCCCAUCGCUCACUGUGGCAUUAUAAGAAGCUUCAUAUCAAACACAUGUAUUCUAUAUGGCUGUGUGCAGGAAAUCCCUCUAAAUGUUCAAAAGAUGUAAUUAAAGUCAUAAAGAAUAGCAGCAGUA
Molecule: messenger RNA, 11584 nt
Organism: Acanthopagrus latus (yellowfin seabream)
Lineage: Eukaryota; Metazoa; Chordata; Actinopteri; Spariformes; Sparidae
Gene: szt2
Product: SZT2 subunit of KICSTOR complex
Exons: 74
Coding region: 185-11320 (3711 amino acids)
Cellular component (GO): peroxisome
Source: RefSeq, a predicted model, not a curated record